Molecule: messenger RNA, 1806 nt
Organism: Cotesia glomerata
Lineage: Eukaryota; Metazoa; Arthropoda; Insecta; Hymenoptera; Braconidae
Product: cysteine-rich hydrophobic domain-containing protein 2
Exons: 4
Coding region: 485-985 (166 amino acids)
Source: RefSeq, a predicted model, not a curated record
AGCUUUCAUACUCUACAUACAUAUAAAGAGAUAUGCUUAUACAUAUAUUUCUCUUAUAGUAUCGAGAUCUACCUAUAGUAACAUAUAGGUAAACUUUAAAUAUUCUUUAUCCAUUUCUUUACCUAUAGCAAAGUUCCCAUGACUGAAAGUAGUAGGUGUAGUAUAGGUAUGUUUUUUUGGAGUUCAUAUUCAUGAUUUUUUAUUUAAAUUAUUGUGAGAUGUUCCACCAAUGUUCAUACCUCGUUACCAGGAUUAUCUGCAGUAUUCCGCAGUGUGUAAAUUAUUGUGUGCAAACGUUUUCUAUGAUACAAUAAAAGUUAUCAGACAUUAACUAUUUUUCUGUAGUAAAUAGAAGUGGAUGUAAUUAAUGUUUGACGAAAAUAAAAAAAUACUUACAUUGAAUUAAAUGUUUGCUGAAAAUUGAUUAAAAACAAAAGUAAGAAAAUUGGCUUAGGAAAAAGAUUUAUUUUGUAAAUCCAUUACAAUGGCAGAUUUUGAUGCAAUUUAUGAAGAAGAAGAAGAAGAAAAUGAACAAAAUUCAGAGGACCACUAUGUAACUAUUGUUCCAGAUCCGAUUGUCGUUCGUGGAGCUGGUAAUAUGACUGUGUUUGGAUUAAGCAAUCGCUUUGAGGCAGAAUUUCCUAAUGGAUUAGUAUCAAGAGUAGCUCCAGAAGAAUUUAAAGCUACUGUUAUGAGAGUUAACAGUGUACUAAAAAAAACAUUACCUGUUAACGUUAAAUGGCUAUUUUGUGGCUGCGUAUGUUGUUGCUGUACUUUGGGAUGUUCAUUGUGGCCAGUUAUUUGUCUUAGUAAAAGAACACAACACUCGUUAAAUAAAUUAUUAGAGUGGGAAAAUAGUCGAUUAUAUCACAAGCUUGGAUUGCACUGGCGACUAACUAAACAGAGAUGCGAUAGUUCAUCGAUGAUGGAAUACGUUCUUUUGAUUGAAUUUAUACCCAAAAUACCGAUUUAUAAACCAGAUUAAAAUGUUACAAAUAAAGAGACGGUAUACUCAAUGUUUUAGGCUUGAGAUGUGUCAUAAAUCGUGAUAAUUUGUAAAAACAAAAUAUUAAUAUUAUAAAAAAAUGUGAAAUUUGAUUAAUUCAGGACGGUAGUAUGCUUUUAUUUACUAGAAUGCUUUUGGUGGUAGAUAGUUACUAUAUCGUGAUGAUAUAUUUUUGUAAAAACAAGUUACAAUGGUGCUCUAACACCAACAAAGAGAAAUAACUAAUCCAAACAAUAGAAAAAGUAAUUGAAUACUCAAGAUUGAUAUCUAUUAAAUGAUUUCAUAUAUCAAUUAAAAAGGAAAAAAAUUAAAUGUUAAGCUUUUCGUGUUUACAUUUUUUUUCAUGGAAAAUUUUUAUACGUCAGAAACAGGAUCAAAAUUUGACCUUGAUCAUAAGUAAAAACAAAUUCAAAUAAAAUCAACAUAGCUUUUUUUUUCGUAAAAAUUAUAUCUUAAAUUAUUGAAUUUCAUCCGUUGUUAAUAUUUUUAUUGUUAUCUUAUUAGUACGAUAAUCAUUUGCUAUUAGUAAAAUAAUUUAUCAGUUUAUAAAUAAGAAUAGAAUUACAAAAUUUUGAAAAUCAUCUUUGACGAUCAUGAAUAAUUUUUAUCUUUAAGAAAAUUUUAACCUCUCAAGUCCGUCCAAUAUCAAUAAGACCAUUGAAAAACUUACAAUUUAAACUUUUUUUCACUCUUGAUUAAUACGUAUAAAAGUUUAAUUUUAACUUUUAUUUCAUUUUAAUCUCUCGGGCUUGAUUGGUUACCGUUGUUUCAAUCGUAUGAGGUGCCCAAAGAAAAAAAUU